CCCCACCCCAGGGGAAAAGACUUUGUCUAUUUACCCUAUCCAUGUCCCUCAUGAUUUUAUAAACCUCUAUGAGGUCACCCCUCAGCCUCUUCACACACACUCACACACACGCUCACACAGACACACACACACACUCUCACACUCACACACUCACACACACACACACACACACACACAGACAGACAGACUGAGAGUCCAUCCAUUCUCUUCUCCACAGGAUGUGAGUGUUAAACCGUUCAGUAAAGUGAAGCCCACCAUACAGAAGCAUCAAGGGAUUAAUUUAAAUGGGACAAAAGAAAAGACAUUCCUGAUUAUAAUGCUACUAAGUUUUCCACCUAUAUCAGCUGCAAUGGAUAAAGUCGCUGACGUUGGAGGGACUGUGACACUCCCGUGUCAGGUCGGGAAUGUCACUAUGUCCCAGGCCACUGUAUACUGGCAAAAGCGCCUGGAAAAUAAAGUCUUGUGCUAUUGGAAGAAUGGGAAAAUGGAUCCCAAUUAUCAGAACGAGGAAUACCGGAACAGAAGUCGCAUCUCACACAGUGAAUUCCAGAAGGGGAACCUGUCACUGAUAAUUUCGAAUCUGCGUCUGAAUGAUAGUGGAGAGUAUGAUUGUAUCAUCAGAACAAAAAACCAAGCAACUCCUGAGCGAUACACCAUUACUCUGAAAGUUAACAACCCUACAACUGUGGAACCGAUAACAGUGGAGACUAAUGGGGCCACUCUGCAGAAUCAAACAGAUCCACCCGCCUCGAAUAGACAUCAUUAUUGCCUCAUUCCAUUAGCAAUAUUUCUGCUUCUCUGCGUCUGUGCGAUUCUAGCUGUAUGGGUUGGAGUAGAGCGCAUUGACGGAGCGAUGCAGAGAAAGCCUUGAAUUCUUCAGUUGACAGCAGAAUAAAAACAUUCUUUGGGACACUCUG
Messenger RNA from Hemiscyllium ocellatum (epaulette shark), 917 nucleotides. Its product is annotated as programmed cell death 1 ligand 1-like. The transcript has 6 exons. The record is from RefSeq and is a predicted model, not a curated record. Lineage: Eukaryota; Metazoa; Chordata; Chondrichthyes; Orectolobiformes; Hemiscylliidae. Gene Ontology annotation, cellular component: external side of plasma membrane. The coding region runs from base 317 to 871 and encodes 184 amino acids. Gene Ontology annotation, biological process: cell surface receptor signaling pathway; negative regulation of T cell proliferation; positive regulation of T cell proliferation.